AUGAAGCAGAAGAAGCCCAAGGGCGGCCCGGCUCGGACCGGGCCUGGACGCAAACGGAAAGGCCUUAGUGAUGUCUCCCCCUCCACCAGUUUGCCCCCACUGGUCGAAGGCCAACUGCGCUGCUUUCUGAAUCUGACCGUUAGUAAAAUCUUAUGGAUGGUGACCAAACCUCCAGCUUCCGUUGUUGUGCGCGUGAGGUGGUGGGGAGAAACUUCGGACGGGACUGUCUUCAUCCCCCGGGGCACUUCUCAGGUCGAACAGAAAACGUUUAAAACCACCACCCGCUACCCAAUUCGGUGUGGCCCAAAACAGUUUGCUUCCUAUCUGACAGAUAUGGGUGCUCUUGUACUGGAAGUAAUGACCAGAACAGACCACCUUCCCAUUGGGCGUGUUCAGAUCUGUGGGCUGUCACAGCUCUCUCCGAGUCAUCCCAUCAGUGGCUUUUUCACCAUCGUGUCCCCGAAGUCUGAGAAGACAGGAGAGCUGCAGGUGUCGCUUGUUCUGGAACCCCUGUCCGAAACCUAUGACAGCAACAGCUCUGUUCCGAACACAGACGUGAGCUUCAGUAACUGUUUGCCGGCCCAGGGAGCCAAAGAGGCAGCCGAUUCCAGCCACUUCCUUGCCCCGUCUCAGCUGUACAGACCCCACAGUGGGAGCAUUGUCGGAAGCGAGUCUAUCAGCAGUAGCAGGGCCCCUACACCAAGGGGGAAGGAUCACUUGUACUUCCCAGAGAAUGCCGAGCACCUCAGAGAAGGCUUCAGCUCUGAUCACGAGGCCCGAGCCAGACAAGGCGGGGGAAACCUGAAUCCUGCCCAUGUUCUUUCUUUGCACAACCCGCCCUCAAAAGACCUCCUUUCAGCCCUCUUGGAUCAAGGGCAUAAACUUCGGAACGCCAUGGUUGCAUCUGCUUUGAAAUCCAGUCCUGACACUGGCAUAGAAUUGUAUGAAGCUCAUCCUUCCCUAAAGCAAGAAGAUCCUAGAGCAGCAGGAAAGAAUCUGAAAAAUCUGAAUUCUGUUCUCUUAUCUGCUGGCGAGGAUACUCAUCAGCCUCUACCUGACAACUUAGAAUUUGAUUUGCACGCUGAAAACAGAGCAAUCCAGCUCCUGUUAGGCAGCUCCGACAUCCCCCCUAUAGAUCUUCUGGAUUGCUCCCCUCCAGAAUCAGUGUCCCUUGGGAGUGAGGUGUAUGGCAGCGAGCUGAACGAUCCCCACUAUGACCAGAGUCUGCUAGAGAACUUGUUCUAUACGGCUCGGAAGUCCGAUAGCAGCUUAAGCGACUUGCUCAGCGAUGAGGAAGACCCCGUCUCUUGUGAAAAACGCAGCAAACGCCACAGGUCGCGGAACAUGUUGGAGUCUGGUUCUGUGAGGCAGAAAGGGAAGGCCAGGGAGACAAAAACCAGCAGUUCUCCUGCAAGGCCUUUUCCCCUUCAUGAGCCGCCCGUGAAAUCUGUGGGAGAAGAAACCCACGAGGUCAACUUGAGCCUGGACAGGCUGGCGAUGCUGGGUCGGAUCCAUUUGGCCAGAGUGGUAAUUGAGAGCUUGAAGGUCCCGCCGGAAACCAGCACUCAGAACACCCCAGGCAAGAAAAGCUCCGUGGGGAAACCCCCCAAGCCAGCUUCGGCUCAAAAAAGGACAUUUUUUGUCGAGUAUCACUUUCCAGUGAAAGCUACAAAGAAUGGAACAGGGCAAGUUGCAGUAACAACAGAGAUCAUUCGGGUAGCUUCAAGUAAAAUCUCGAAUGAAGUGGUGAAGUUGCAGCAGCGUUAUGUGUUCCCUGUUCACUUCAGUGGGACGAUGAUAACCCACUGGUGGAACUCGGACCUGGUGUUUAAUAUCUACUUGAAAAAAGGUGCACAAAGAAAGCCAUUGCUGAUUGGCUCUGCAGCUUUUCCUCUGCGAGACGUAAUUCAGUCCGAGCAGCUAACCAUCAGUUGUGAGUUGCCUGUGGAAGAAGAAGGUGGCUUUGCUCAGCUGGGACCUUUAAAGGUAUCGUUGGAGCUUGCUGUCGACAACAAAGACUUCUCCAGCGCCAAUACCAGGCCAGCCAACGUGGCUUCACAAGCCCCAGUUUACUCUGUGAGAAGCCCCACGGUGAAGUUGCAAAACCCCUCUGGGGACGUCACGCCUGUCAAAAGCCCUCAGCCCUCGAAGCCCAACAGCUGCCAGAUCCACACCAAGAUCCACGAGGCUUGGCCCACCGCUUCUGAAAAACUCAGCAGGGGUGUGAAUCAGGAGCCGGCGCCAACCUCCAUGUCCCGUAGCCUGUUGACCCAGAUGACCACGUCGGAGGAGGACGGUUUGCUGCUGCACGUCCUGCUGAUGGUGCCGGAAGGGAAUGACUUUGUUCCCAGGGAUGCCGGACUCCAUGGCUCUUGUAACGUGUAUUUGAACUGCAAACUCUUCAGCACAGAAGAAGCAACAAGAUCGGCCGUCGUGUGGGGCACAAGGCAGCCCACCUUCGGCUUUUCUCAGGUCACACCGAUUUCCCUGACCUCGAAGCACCUGGAGAGACUGAAGAACAACAUCAUGGUCCUAGAGGCCUGGAAUAAGAGGCCCAGCCCAGGAGGAGACCAGCUGCUGGGGCUGGUGAAGCUCCCGUUGCAUCAGUUCUACAUGUCAUUCAAAGACCCCAAGAUCUCUGCCCUACUUCUGCAGGCUCAGUAUCCAGUGGUUGCUGUGGACGGCUCUUUGCCCGUGAUCGACGUCUUCACUGGCAACAAGAACGGAAGCCUGAGGGUCCUUCUGGCCAUGGGUUCGGCCAAUCAGAUUGUGGCCCUGCAGAGGCUAAAGAAUGAUGAAGGGGCCCUGCCUCCCAGUAUGCAGCGCUCUGCUCAUGCUCUGGAUCCCCCAGCAACGCCUCUUCCAAAGCAGCUGUCCACGAGAGGAGAAGAACUCAUGGAGCACGUCUUCGAAGUCCACAUUGACAGCGUGAAAGGGCUCACUCCCCUCCAGUCCACCGUCUGGGGAGAGGCCGACUGUUAUGUCCAGUAUCAUUUCCCAGUUCAGGAGUCGGAGGCCAGCGUGCUCCGGGGGACAGAAGUGUGCGAGAGCGGUCUCAGGCUAAAGCCGUUCCGCUCAGCGACUACCCUCUGCGUCCCUGACCCCGUCUUCAACGACGAGCGUCAUCACUUGUUGCUGGUCCCUGCAGACGUGCCUGUCCAGAGGCUGCUGCUCAACGCUUUCUCCUCACAAGGGCUAGCUGGAGGAGGGGGGAUCCAGUUUGAAAUCUGGUGCAGGUAUUACUACCCUAAUGUCCGAGACCAGAUGGUGGCCAGGGGGAACCUCUCCCUCUCACGCCUGUGCGCCAUGGUGACUAUGCAGCGCCGAGACCAAGUGGGGAUCCAGACCUUCAGUCUUCCCUUGAUCCCCAGAACUGAGGAUUCCAGGAAACCCCAAUCUUCAGGUUUGCUGGACGUGAGCGUGAAGUACAGGUGCUCCCUCAAAGCUGCCGAAGGAGUCCUGGCGGCUCAGGCCGUUUCCAUUUCAGUUCAAAUACACCGAGCGGCUGGUUUGCAAACGGCUGCCAGGGCAUUGGCUGAAAAGAACCCUUCGCUGCAGUACAGCGCAGACGUUGGAGUGAAUGUCUACGUGACGGUGCACCUCCCUUUCCUCCCUGAAGGGGAGAGGCGCAUCACACGGACCGUGGGGCGCACCUUUUGCCCAGAGUUCGAGCACCACGACGAGUUCCCGUGCAAUCUCGUGGUCCAGAGAAGCAGCGGCGAAGCGUGUUGCCUGGGGGAGCUCUUGCAGUAUUCCGAGGCCGUCUUCUCCGUCUUCCACCAGAACCUGAAUUCGGCUCCUGGAACAUCUCAGGCUUCAAGAGAUUACCUGCUGGGAACAGUCAAAGUGCCAACCAAAGAGCUGUUAACUAGAAGAUCGGGCAUUAGAGGCUGGUACCCAGUAACUCUCCCGGAGGAUCUGGCCCCUCCUCAUUGCGCCAACGUCAUCCAAGCCAUCGUCGGAGGCCUGGAGCUUUCUGUGAGCUUUCCUCACCCCGGGGACCGAGAGCGCGUUCUGGAUGCCGCCGCCCUCUUAGGCUGGAACUGGGAGGACACCCUAGGGGAAAGCCCGCAGGACCACAGCGACAGCGACUCUCCCCUUCCUCCGAAUCCUGCCACGGUGACCAUUUCGAUCCCUAGGCUGUGGUUGCCAGUUCACUGUCUGUUGCUUGCAGGGCAGGCGCAGGUCCACAAACGCACCUACUGCUACCUUCGCUACAAGCUGUACGAUCGAGAAGCCGUGUGGACGUCUCUCAGAAGGCCGAGGUUAGCCGAAGACCAGAAGCACAUGACGGUGGCCUUUAAGAGCCAGCAAGUGGUCCUUCCGAGGAGCCCGGCGCUGUUGUGGUACUUCCGGGAGGAGAGGCUGGAGUUCCAGGUGUGGCGCGCUUACGGGAACGAACGGCACGCGGAAAGGCCUCUGGACACAGAUCGCCUGAUUGGGUCGGCGUACGUGGACCUCGGAACACUUGGGGAGGAUUCAAGAAGCACGAGAACAGUCAGUGGCAUCUACCCCUUAUUCCGACGCAACGCUUCAAACCUUCAAGGAGCCGCCGUGCGCAUUCACAUCGCGCUUGCACCUCCCGCCCCCCGCAGCCUCGAACCCGCUGAACACGGCGGCAGUAGCAGCAGCGAGUGCGAAGAAGGAAGGACAGUGCCCUUGACUGGCCAGCAAGACUUGGAAUCUCACAGCCACGAGCCAGAUCCCUCUGCUGUGGGGGCGCCCACCGAGAAAUCCCCUGAGGAGUCCUGUCCCGCAGCGGAUUCCCAGAAGACGUUUGCCGUUAGUAUUCUCGUGGAAAGAGCCAUGCACUUAAGCUUGAAAGGAAGCCCCCUCACCGAACGCGGAGUGACAGCUCCCAGCAGCUACGUGUCAUUCGUGACCGCUGACCCCAGCAGCCCUAAUACCACCGAAAUAGUGGAAAAAACAGACUCGCCCAUUUGGGAUUUUCAGCAGCAGACCAGGCUCUCCAACGAACUUCUCUUGGACCCGCAGCAAACUCUAGUCUUCAAAGUAUGGCAUAGAGCAGACGUCGAGCGAGUGAUAGGCUUUGCAUCUGUCGAUCUCUCCCCCCUCCUCUCGGGCUUCCAGUUAGUUUGCGGCUGGUACAACAUCACGGAUUUCAGCGGACAGUGCCAAGGGCAGCUCAAAGUAGCCGUUUCCCCCCUUGAAAGUAUCCUUCAUCUCAAAGAAGAACGGCAGGCAAGAAGCAGGAUGAAGGCCCCAGGAUCUGCAAUCCCAGCAACGAGCCCCUUUGCGUUCCAUGUGAGGGACUUGUGUGCCGCGUUCCCCACCUUUUCCACAAGAGGCAGCGAAGAACUCUUUAACCCUUCAUCAAAGGACACUGAGGCCACCGAUCAUGAGAGAACCGGAUCCUCUGUUUUCUCCCUGCCUCGUCACGAAGAACACGUGAAAAACAUCCGCCGGUUCCACGAGUCUUUGCAGCAGGCGGAAGGGAACGCACACCGAGCCGGAAGGCUGGAUUCCCUGUCCCAGUCCUCACGCACUUCGCUUCUUCGGGCUCUCAGAAAAAACCUGAGCGAGCUGGAUGACAUCAAGAGGUACUUCAGUCAAAAGCUAACCAGGGCCUUCCCUGACGCGGGCCCUCCAGACAGAAACACGGACGGGCUCAGUGGCAGAUACCUAAGCGCUGCCUCCAGGAUGGCAGAUCCCGAAGGGAGGCAUCUGUUGGAGAAGUCCAGCCAUCUGGUGUCUCAAGUCAGCCAUCUGAUUAAUGGUAAGAUGCAAAGCCUGCAGAACGAUAGAACGAAAAAUGGCACCGAAUCUUCAGAUACUCCUGAAGCGCUCUCUUCACGUUUCAGUGCCCUUCCGGACCAGCGAGAGGGAGCAGCCAGGACUUCGGAGGAGCGCAAAGACCUCCCGAGGAAAGAAGCCUCAAGCGGCCGUGCAGAUGAAGAGCCGUUUUCCCUUCUGGAAAAGGCCUCCUGUGGACGGGGCAUGCUGUAUGAAUUCCUCGGUCAAGCCAGCUCCCAAAGCGACCCCCUUUUAGACACAGUACCUAGCCCCAGAGUGGAAGAGGUUUCUGAGUCCCAGAGUGAGGACGACUACGAAGAGGACGUUGUGGAGCCACGAACGUUAAACGAAAUCACCACCGUGACAGACAGAACCAGCCCCUGGUCGAGCCUCAUCUCCGAAGGGGAGCCAGAUCCUGACCAAGAAGCAAUCAAAAUAAGGGAAGCCGGCUGGCUGCAUGGCUUUGCAGAGCCUUUACUCACCGGGGUGCAGGAUGGAAGUGGCUUCUUGUCUGGCAUAACCCAGGAGGACUCCCUGAGCAUACCCAGCACCGCUAGAUCCGGCACUGGCCCCUCCGGAGAAGAGGGAGGUGACGAAUACGGGAGGAGACAAAACCUCGAAGGCAGCCCCAAAGACCCGUUCCCAUCGAUGCAGGCCUUAGAUCCCACUAACAACAGGCUUGUGGAAGAAGAAGAAGAGACUAUUCAGAAAGGAACCCUGGAAAUCCAGGCAGGAAAGACAAGUUUGGAACCUGCUGCUUUAUUGGGUGGCGAAGACUUUGCUGCGGGUGACGCCGUCGCUCCCGAGACAGAAGAGGGAAGUGGGGCUUUUGGUGCUGACCCUCUAGAUGAGGACGGAGCUGAUACCAAUGAGGAGGAGCACCGGUGUUCCCCUGGUUUGUCAGAACCUGCACAGCAGCCGAGUAGCUGCUCUGAUGAGGGUGACCGAGAUCCGCCUGAGGACUCAGAUGAGCCUCUGCCACCAAAAGUGGCGCUGUCCGAACCUGUUGUGGUCCCCAACUUCUUCCUUCCACCACAACAUCUGGAAGCUUCCAUGAGGCUGCUGAGCGUUUCGGCUUCUCCGCUGACCGCUGCUACUAAGAUUGGAAGCAUCACCACCACAGGGGGAGCCCCUCGCCGACGGCAGAACCAUCGCAAGCCAAGCUUGGUGGCGGCUGACCUGCCAGAAGAAGAAAUGAAGAGGAUCGCUAGAAUAUUUUCUGCACAGUUCUCCCAAUGA
Messenger RNA from Euleptes europaea (tarantolino), 6993 nucleotides. It is a transcript of the gene C2CD3, whose product is annotated as C2 domain containing 3 centriole elongation regulator. Bases 1 to 6993 code for a protein of 2330 amino acids. Gene Ontology annotation, biological process: cilium assembly; centriole elongation. The transcript has 33 exons. Lineage: Eukaryota; Metazoa; Chordata; Lepidosauria; Squamata; Sphaerodactylidae. The record is from RefSeq and is a predicted model, not a curated record. Gene Ontology annotation, cellular component: centriole; centriolar satellite.